CCGUUUCACUCGUCUGACUCGUCUCGCCAGUGACGCCAGUCAGUGUUUCAUAGACCGUUUUAGCGAUCGUUCAGUCGCUAGUGAUUCUCUAUACUUUAGUUGUGAUCGCGCGCUUUAUAAUCGCGUCCACCACAGACAUUUAAUCUUAUAGUAAAUCGAAAAAUGCCUAAUAACAUUAGUGGUAAAUAAAGAAAAGACAUUAAAUAUGUCAGUAAAAAGUUCAGGGUCGCACGAUGGCCCCAUGCCAUCCACAGGCGAGAUCAUCCGUUCGGGAUUGUUAAAGAAAAUGAAAACUAACCGGAAGAAGUAUUUCGUACUCCGGGCGGACACUUCGGAUGCGUUGGCGCGUCUGGAAUAUUACGAUUCCGAAAAACGAUUUAGGUCCGGGGCGAAUCCUAAACGUUCGAUUACUUUAAGGACGUGCUUUAAUAUAAAUGAAAAACUGGAAUCAAAACAUAAGAAUGUGAUCGCGCUUUAUACGAAGGACGAUUGUUUUUGUAUCGGGUAUGAAAGUAAAGAGGAACUUAAGCUUUGGCUUAAAGAUUUUUUAACUUUGCAACACGGAAAGGAGAUCACAGAAGGGCAACCAUUAAAACCUAAAUUCGAAUUCGUAUGGCAAGUGUCACUAUGCGCAAGAGGCCUGGGCGCAGGACGCACCGGUUUUUACCGAUUGUGUUUGACAGAUACGAAAAUUACCCUAUAUAAGAUUGGUGAAGCUUUUCCCACCAUAAUUGAGCUGUUACUUACCAGCGUACGUAGCUGUGGAAACUUGAAAAACUUCUUUUACUUAGAGGUUGGAAGAAUGAGUGAUCUUGGGGCAGGCGAAAUGUGGUUCGAAGCAGAUGACACCAACAUUGCGUUGAAUAUUCAAACAACUGUCAAGCAUCGCUUUAAGCGAGCCAGAGAAAUGUUCGCCCAAGCAAACUUAACGGCUUCUGGAGAACCCAUGGAUUUUCAAUCAAAAGAACCUCAUCGAAUACGUUCUGCUAGCGCUACGGAACCUUCCAAACCUCUUAACAAGAAGUACAACCCUAUUUUUUCUUCGAAGCAUAACCCAUUACCUCAAGAAUCAUCAUCAGAAAGUACCAUAACACCCAAUUCAAAAGCGUCCCAGUCCUCUGGUACGAGUGCUGCCAAUACUGUCAGUGGCGUAGCGAUGAGUAUUUACCACCACCUUCUACAGAGAGGCACCGGAAAAAGGCGCCACUCCAUCUCAGGUGUUGGGUGGUCCGGCGUACCGAACCACCAGCGCACCCAAUCAUUGCCAAUCACCGCCGAAUCGGCGGACAAUAACUCCAUGAUCGAUAACCAUCACUCCAUCACCAAUCACCUAUCGGGAGGUACCACGUCCAAAAAGACCCUUACCGCAAUUAUCAACGGAGGGGGAAAGUGCACUAGUUUUAGAGAGAGGUGCGACAGUAUGCCUUCACGACCACGAACUGCUAGUGAAGGUAAUCAUGGGCCUCCUGGUUGGGGCAAGCCAUAUUUGGUACCCCUAAGAACUCACCAUAUAAGAGACAAUUCGCACAGUCCUCCAACCGGAAGUCCUAUGAGUCCACCUUCGGAUUCUACUGGCUCGUUAUACAGCCUGGGAGAUGAGCACGAUGGUUUCCAUGAUAUGGAGCAUCACAAGAUGUACAAUACUCUAACUCCGGAAGAAGCGAUUGCUGAAGAAGAUUAUCCAGAAUCUCCAAGGGCCGAUCCUCCAGAAGGACAUUAUAUACCAAUGAAUAACUUUCAGGGAACUCCGGAAAGUAACUAUACCGAUAUGAAUCACUCCAUCGGUAAUAAUUAUGCUUCGAAUAGUGCUAGUAGUAUGAGUAGUGUGACGUCUGGAACGCCUAGCACUGAUUUAAGGUUGGCAGACUAUCCAUUGGAUAAAGUAUUCUCAUAUGUAUUAGCUGAUGAUGACGAUAAUAGGCCUUGCAGAGCGUAUUCAGUGGGAUCGAAGCCACCUGAACCUCCACUGGCCAGUACUCCUGAAAACCCCAGAGUUAGAGCGUUUAGUGUUGGCGCUAAAACUAAGAAAUACUUUAAUAGGGUCAUUAACCAGCACCACAAUCCAUCUGGUGUCAAAUCAAAUAGCGCCCCAUUGCUGGCAGCGAACUCGCGUAGUGGAAGUUCUCAUGGUUCCGUUUACAACCCAAUGGAUGACUUACUGGAAAUUGACUUUUCCUGUAAUGCUGCAACUAGAUCCAGAAGUAGUACCAACGCUUCUUCAUCUAGCGACUCCAGAGCCUCUACCAACAGAAACAGUAAUGGAACCAGAGGUAAAUUCUUUGGACUUUUGGAACAUUUUGGUUUCGGAAACGAUCAGAAAAAACCAUCUCGGAAUGGCUACGUUGAUAUGAAACCAGGAAUAAAUUCUUCAAUUCGUUCAAUCGGUAAUAAUUCACCAUAUGUCGAUAUGACUCAAAGACAGCGUCAAGCCAAUCACUUUAUGGAUAUGAGUCCUACAAAUCCCGCUUUGCAAAGGUUGGGUAACGAGGAAUCACCCUAUUUGGACAUGAGCGGCAGGAAUGGUAAUCGAGAGGCGCACUAUUUGCCCACGGUUGGAAAUCCGAAUGUCCCCUAUUUUCUGUUGAGCGAUAACCAUGAUAAUGUUCCGACGGUGGGACACCCGUUUUCGCCAUAUUUAGACAUGAGUGGCAAAUCUGGAGCAAAGGUGGGCAAUGGGCAUGAACCGUACAUGGAUAUGAGUGGUCCAGGUAGAAUUGGACGUAGCACAGUCGGUAAUGGACAUGCAGAUUAUAUGGAUAUGUCAGGAUCCAGUCCAGUAAGGCACAGCCCUAGAAAUACUGGAUUAUCCAACUUGGACCUAAUUCCUACUUUAAAUAGAAAUACUGAAAAUUUCCAUGACGCUAUGCAAAAGUAUAGGACUAACUCUAACUCUUCCACAUCGUCUAAAGCUGCGAUAUCCCCAGGUUUCUGGCCAAGUGACCCUAGCACUGACUACCUGGACAUGUCAGGGCGCAACAGUUCCUGUAGGAGAUCAGAAAGGACCUCCUCCUUUCAAUCUCAAAUGUCUUCGUCACCUCCAUUCCUAAAGAUGUCAAAUAAUUCUAAUUUGUUAUGUGAGCAAAAAGAUCUAGAAGGAAAUUUACCUAUCCGUCAUCAACGUCAAUCCAGCACGGAAAGCGCGGACGAUUACGGAGACUAUUUGAAUAUGUCUGGCCAAUCAACUCGCCCAACCACAACCACCUCACAACAAACCACCAGGUCUCAGCCUAUCACGAUUAAAUCGACUUCCGGAGGUUCCGGACUGCCCAAAAGUUCUAGCCCGAUGUCCAUCACCUCUCUAUUAAUGGGAAGAAGAUUUUCACCACCUACCGAGAGUUCUUCUACUAAAAUGCACUUGCCGUUGAGUCCGUAUUCCAGUUUACCAAGACAGAAAUUAUCUAGGAAAGGUUCUUCACAGGCAAGUAGCUCUAAAGAUAGCUCUCUGAAUUCAAGUGUGACAACAACGCCUUCAAGUUCUUCUACAAUGUUUCCUAUGAGUCUGAAUAGCCCCGUUUCACCACAAGAGGCUGAUCUUGCUAAAAAUACUGAAACAGCAGCUUCAGUCAAAGUACCUACCUCCGUUUUAAAUACGGCUUACAAUACAUCGGUUAACGGUGUUCAGAAAAAGGCUGUCGAUGACUACACUGUAAUGGACUGCGAAUCUGCCUCAAAAACCGUUCCUGCGGAAGGAAGUACGAUAGACUCGCCUUACAUGAACUGUACAGUAGGAUCUGCAUCAAGACCUUCCAGAGUUCCCAGCCCACCUGGAGAUAAUUCUAGCGGAGACUAUGCUGUAAUAAAGCCAGGAGUGUUCCAGAGUAAUCCUGCGACUCUUCCAAAGAUCAAAGAAUCCAGCUCUGGGCUCUCUUCACCCCUGGUUAAUCGGCUAUCCGGUGUAAGACUAACGGAAGCUAACCAAAGCAUGUGUUUUAUGCCUAUAAGAGAAAAUGAUGAGAGAAUGUACAGUCCUAAGCCGGGAGACGUUCCCGAUAAGAUACCGCUAAAUGAUAAGACAUUGGAGACGGCUAACAUGGAAUUUGAAGAUGAGUCUUCUAGAGUAUUGUUUGAAAGAGCUAAGUCUACCCCAACAAAAAAUUCUCGACCGAACUCGUCAAAUUCAGAGAAAAUUAGUAAAACGCAAAAUCAAAGACCUGCGUCAACUACUGGAACUGAAAAGGCGGCGUCAAGGCCCUCGUCAGAAUGCUCUGAAGGGUUAGCGUCAAGAUUAGGAUCUAACUCGAGUGUCUAUUCAAGUUCCUCCACCUCCACGAUAGUGGGCGUGACUCCCUCAGACAACCUCGAUCAGUCACAUCAGCAGGUUGUGUUGAACUACGCUAGCCUGGAUCUAUCAACGACUGAGCCCUGGACCGGUGAAUCCUCUUCCUCCUGGGAGGGCCGUCCAAGAAGUCCAAAGUCGAACUUGACUGAAGCGGACACUGGUUCUACUACAACAUUCGUAUACGCUGAUAUAGACUUUGUAAGGAGUGAUGAGUUAAAUAAGGGAGGGCAAGGAGCGGACGGAGCUACUGUAAAAAAUUAAAUUAUGCAUCUCAUUUAUUAUAUGUGAUUAUUCCUCAUCAUGGUGGUUUUUAGAUAAAUAAUUGAUCUACAGAGGCUUUACCUAAAGUUUAUAUUAGUUUCAAAUUUAUUAUAAUAAUUAUUUAUUAUAAUUAUUAUAAUUUUGUUCUCCGAAUAGACUGAUAUACUUAAA
Messenger RNA from Anthonomus grandis grandis, 4711 nucleotides. It is a transcript of the gene chico, whose product is annotated as serine-rich adhesin for platelets. The record is from RefSeq and is a predicted model, not a curated record. NCBI's taxonomy places the organism in Eukaryota, Metazoa, Arthropoda, Insecta, Coleoptera, Curculionidae. Gene Ontology annotation, cellular component: cytosol; plasma membrane. Gene Ontology annotation, molecular function: insulin receptor binding; phosphatidylinositol 3-kinase binding. The transcript has 18 exons. Gene Ontology annotation, biological process: insulin receptor signaling pathway. The coding region runs from base 206 to 4540 and encodes 1444 amino acids.